Molecule: messenger RNA, 1621 nt
Organism: Gallus gallus (chicken)
Lineage: Eukaryota; Metazoa; Chordata; Aves; Galliformes; Phasianidae
Gene: ARF3
Product: ADP ribosylation factor 3
Exons: 5
Coding region: 87-632 (181 amino acids)
Biological process (GO): vesicle-mediated transport; intracellular protein transport
Cellular component (GO): cytoplasm; plasma membrane
Molecular function (GO): GTPase activity; GTP binding
Source: RefSeq, a predicted model, not a curated record
GGGGACAGCGGUGCAGAGUCAGCUGCGGGGGGGGCACCACCGGCACCGGCAGCGGCACAGGAUUGGGCUGCGGUUGAGCCGUCACCAUGGGCAACAUCUUCGGCAACCUCCUGAAGAGCCUCAUAGGCAAGAAGGAGAUGCGCAUCCUCAUGGUGGGGUUGGACGCCGCCGGCAAAACCACCAUCCUCUACAAGCUGAAACUGGGGGAGAUCGUCACCACCAUCCCCACCAUCGGGUUCAACGUGGAGACGGUGGAAUAUAAGAACAUCAGCUUCACGGUGUGGGACGUGGGCGGGCAGGACAAGAUCCGACCCCUCUGGAGGCAUUACUUCCAGAACACACAGGGGCUGAUCUUCGUGGUGGACAGCAACGACCGGGAGCGCGUGAAUGAGGCGCGGGAGGAGCUGAUGCGGAUGUUGGCAGAGGACGAACUGCGGGACGCCGUGCUGUUGGUGUUCGCCAACAAACAGGACCUCCCCAACGCAAUGAACGCAGCUGAGAUCACGGACAAACUGGGGCUGCACUCCCUGCGCCACCGCAAUUGGUACAUCCAGGCCACGUGCGCCACCAGCGGGGAUGGGCUCUACGAGGGGCUCGACUGGUUGGCCAACCAACUCAAGAACAAGAAGUGAGCGGUGGGGACCCCCCCUCCACCCCUCACAGCCCCCCCCCUUCAGCCCGGAGACCCCCCCCCCCCCUUUUUCCCACCCCAUUGGGGUUUGUGCUUUAUUAUUAUUAUUAUUUGUGGGGUUGGGGGUUUUUUUUGGCCUUUUUUGGGGUUUUCUUCGGUGUCCCCCCCCCCUUUCGCGCCCCCCCCCACCCCUUUUGCCCCCCCCCCCCCUCGGAUUUUGUGUGUGCGUGCGUGGAAAUAUAUCUAUAUAUAAAGUUAUUGGGGGGGGGGGGGGCGGAGCUAUGGGGGGGGUGGGGCUGUGUUGGUGCUGCCUUGGGGGGGGGGGGGGCAUAUGGGGCGCCCCAUCUCUGUACCCCCCCGCGUGUCUCUGCACCCCCAUCCCAUGGACCAAAUGUGGGGCAGUGGGGGGGCAUUGGGACCACCCCCACCCUUAACAAUCUCUCCCAGCCUCGUAUGGCCCCCCCUCCCCUCCCCCCCCAACCCUGGGGGUCCCACACAGCCCCCCCCCCCCAUCCCAUGGACCAAAUAUGGGUCAGUGAGUGAGGGGGGGGGGAGGGGGGGCAAUGGGACCACCACUGCUCCUUCAACCCUCUCCCACCCCACAUCUCUGCCCCCCCCCCCCCCCCCACAUUCCGGGGGUCCCACACAUCCCCCCCUCCCCCCCCCCGCAUCACUUUGAGGCCGGACUCCCCCCAUAGUGUGACCCCUCCCCCCCUUUUGGAACAGGGAGGGGCACAGGAACCCCUCCCCCCAACCCCUUCCAGCAUAGUGAUUGUACACCCACACCCCACAAAGAUGGACCCCCCCGUGCCCCCCCGUUGCCCCCAGCCCUAUAUUUAUGCCCCUGGUCUGUGCUUGGUGUGAAGUGUCGCAGCUCUGCCCCAUCCGGGGGGGAUGUGUGUAACCCCCCCCCCCCCUCACCCCACACCGGUGACCCCCCCCGGUCGUCCCCCCCUCCCCCCCCAUUGGAUAUUAAACAUGUUUUAUGUA